Molecule: messenger RNA, 1793 nt
Organism: Ctenopharyngodon idella (grass carp)
Lineage: Eukaryota; Metazoa; Chordata; Actinopteri; Cypriniformes; Xenocyprididae
Gene: tspan15
Product: tetraspanin 15
Exons: 8
Coding region: 126-1010 (294 amino acids)
Cellular component (GO): membrane
Source: RefSeq, a predicted model, not a curated record
UCAAAAUAUUAUAAUUCUUGUCGGCGUGAUAAUGGAGCGCGUGCUCUGCUUACUCAGGUAGACGAUACAAACAAACCAGGAAGUGUUUACGGGAACGUUUUAUACGUUUUUUAUACGGUUUUAACAUGUCAAAUGAAGUCCGAUAUUGUGAUAGGUGCUCGUACAUCUUUCUCAAGUUCUCGUUAAUCGUAUAUGCAACAAUUUUCUGGUUGAUAGGGGGCUUUAUUUUGGCCAUCGGCAUCUAUGCAGAGGUGGAGAGACAACGCUACAAAACGCUGGAUGGAGUGUUCCUGGCUCCCGCCAUUAUCCUCAUUGUGCUCGGUGUGAUCAUGUUCAUCGUCUCCUUCAUCGGGGUUCUGGCGUCUCUCAGAGACAACUUGUGCCUUCUCAAAGUGUUUCUUUACAUGCUGGCUCUUUGUCUCGUUUUGGAGCUUGUCGGUGGGAUUGUUGCUCUUAUCUUUAGGACCCAGACAGUGGACCUUCUCAACAAAAACAUUCGUAAAGGCAUGGUGAAUUACUAUGAUGACCUUGAUUUCAAAAACAUCAUGGACUUUGUUCAGAGUACGUUCAAGUGUUGUGGGGGAAAGGAGUACUCAGACUGGCAGGUGAACAUGUAUCAUAAUUGCUCUGCUCCUGGUCCACUAGCGUGUGGAGUGCCAUACGCCUGCUGUAUUGUCGAGCCUUCUGAAGUUGUUAAUACGAUGUGUGGAUACAAGACCCUGGGUAAAGAGAGGCUAGAAAAUAUAGAUGUCAUCUACAUCCGCGGUUGCACUGAUGCAGUCUUUAUUUGGUUCAUGGACAACUAUACAAUCAUGGCUGGACUUCUUCUGGGCAUCCUAUUACCUCAGUUUUUUGGAGUGCUCUUUACCUGGCUUUAUAUUACCCGUGUGGAAGAUGCCAUUGAGGAGUAUGGUCACUAUAUGGAUGGUCUGCUGGACGACGGACCCCAGGGGACUAAGCGCCAAAGCAAGCUGGCCAAAUGCUGCAGAUGCAUGCCUUUGAUCGACUGAGUGAAAACUCCUAAAAGAAAGCCUUAUAUUGGAUACUACGUAGAUAAAAGGAUUUAUGCAGGUACUAUCACCUGCUGUGGAUGAAAAUAACUGUUGUAGCUCUCUCUUUGCAAAACACAACUGUGCUGUCAAUAUUGUUUUCACAGUUACACUCAGGGUUCAUUAUUUUAUCUGUCAGCUGAAAAUGGAUAGUUUAUGUGUCAAAAUGAACUGAUGCUUGGACUGACCUUCAGUGUCAGGUUUUUUCUGCUAAAUCACACCUAAAUCAUAUACCAAAGAUGCCAUAUAUUCACAUCAGGUUGACUGAGUCAGAAUGCCUUUAGCUUUUACGGAGUUUAGCUUUGUUUAACAGGGAAACUGAUUUGACAAUUGGCACCCUGUAAGUCAAAGGUGAUAAAUUGCAAGGUUUCUUUUUUCCAGUACAACAGUGCGCUUCACAUAAGAGAACUUCUAUAAAUCUACAGCUACAUUCGUCAUAAUAAGAGUGCUGCCUCUUUUGUUUGUACACUAUGUCUUAAGAUGAGUAACGGUAUAAAUUCUGACCAUAAAAUUUCCACACUAAAAAGCUUUGUAAAUCCAAUCCCUUAGUGGCCACCAUACCACCAUAUGGUGUUUGGUGUUUUUUUAUUUUUUUAUUAUUAUUAUUAUUAUUAUUAUGAAAUAUUACUUCACAUUGAGCCUUUACCUGAAACAGCAUUUGUUCCUCUUAAAGGAACACUCCACUUUUUUUGAAAAUAGGCUCAUUUUCCAACGCGCCUAGAGUUAAACAGUUGAGUUUUACCG